Messenger RNA from Suillus clintonianus, 1233 nucleotides. RefSeq lists its product as uncharacterized. The transcript is spliced from 2 exons. Lineage: Eukaryota; Fungi; Basidiomycota; Agaricomycetes; Boletales; Suillaceae. The annotation marks the transcript as partial. The record is from RefSeq and is a predicted model, not a curated record.
UUUUUCACUUCGGUUUAUACUGACCUUUGCGGGCAGCCAAAUGGGACUACCGUCGAAGCUACAUGGGAUGAUCAGGACAAUGAUGACCAAGACAUGUUCGACAGCUUUGCGUCCAACUUUCAUAUGCCCCCGGACGCAUCGCCCUCGCAGCUCCUGACCUCCAACUUCCAAAGAUCUAAGUCUGUGACCAAACUGGAAGACACGACGAUCAAAGUGGUUGUCAAGUCUGAAGACGUGAAUGUACCCGAGCUGAUUGAACAUGUUGCGCUCAUGAAAAGCGAAGAUGGCAAAUCCGACAUCUGGAAUUUUAAGCACCUUCGUCUCGGACCUCCAGUUGUCGUAAAAGAUAGGUGUCACGUCGGCUUUCGGCGCUCCGUCAUCAGCAACAUGAGCUCGACGCUCCCCCAUCUAUCACUUGAGGCUCUUGGUGGAGUCUUCGACACGCAUUCAACAACUGACAAAGUCAUACCAAAUCAUUCAAGUAUCCAUAGUGCCUUGAUCACGACGCGUCCCUACAAUCCACACCUCCCACUCAUGCGGGAGAUCACCGGUGUCGUGCUUUGCGGGGUCAAGCGUUUCAAUGACAACUCGCCCGUUGAUGAAUCAAUUGACCUCGUCGUCUCUGGAAAGCGGGUGUACUAUGACACAUCCCUUUGGGGCGGAAUUACUCCCCACCAACUGGACCUGCUCCAGCCUCGGGUCACCCAGAAUCGGGUGGCUGGAACCCUGAAGUCCAAGUGGGGAAAGGGUUGGGUCGAAAGAACUAAUGCCGAACUCGCAGACAAGGGGGAUGAAAAUUGCCUUGUCGAGUAUACCGAAAAUGGUCUUCGGUGAUGGAAGGCUCGUAAUUGGCUACACCGUCAUGACAUGUGUUGGAUAUCGCACUGAGUGGUUUGAUGAGUUUUUGCGUUACCAGGCGCAUCCGACACAAAAGGAGGAACGCGAGCACAGGAGCUAAGAAACCCCCUGCGAAAAGGGGUAAAGGGGAACGCACGCCAGAAGGUGUGACAGUGACGAAGAUGAGUUUUCUAACACGGAGGAUGGGAUGAAAGCACGCUUGGGUUCAAUUCAGCAUUUCCGCAAAAUCGGUUGGAGCAGCAACUUCAAGUUCUAGUCGCCGUCUCUAACGUGAGAAGUCUGCAACCAGUCGAGGCUGUACUCGCCUUCACUACAUAGUCGAACACUUACCGUAUUAUAUCUUCACAGAUCUACAAUACUUGCCAAGUAAUUUUC